AUGGAAUUUAAUGGUUAUAUUGUGCAAGGACCUGCAGCGGCGGCGCAAACAGCUUUUGCGAUUUCAACUGUUCCAGUGAUGAGCUUUGUGUAUCCGUUUGCGUCGCUUGGAAUCAAUAUCGUGAUCUUUUUCGCUUUGCUUCAUUUGAGAUGGAAACGAAAAAGUAAAAAGGCAAUGGGGACAAUCGAGUGGAAUCUCUUCUUGAUUUGUCUUUUCACUCUCAUCAUUCAAUUCCUUCUGAUGUUGUUUUUGAGAUACGCGUAUAAAAUAUUUGAUCUAUCAACGGUUGCAUUCGGGUUGAAUCUUGUCUCCGAUUUCUCAACGUUAAGCGAAACUUUCAUCGGUUUGGCUUUGAAUACGACAAUGCGUGGGGAAAUGAUUCGCAUGCUGAUCAAAUCGACAAGCUUCAGGAAGAUUUUCCAAGGAUCGUCCACCCGACAAGAAACAUCAAGUCUAAAAGUCACUGCUUGUAUCUGGUACGAUCAUCUCUGCCCAUCUUGUAUCUCCGAUGGCUACUGCAAUGCGUAUCUGGACGACACUGAUGAGCAACCAGCCUCUUCACCCCAACCCUGCAAAUGCCGAAAUCGUACCAAUGACUACGAGGUUGACAAUCAAGCUCUAAUGCACAUUCUCGAUGAUCAACAC
This is a messenger RNA of Mesorhabditis belari, 645 nucleotides long. Lineage: Eukaryota; Metazoa; Nematoda; Chromadorea; Rhabditida; Rhabditidae. The record is from the annotation of a GenBank genome assembly.